Messenger RNA from Didymodactylos carnosus, 633 nucleotides. The record is from the annotation of a GenBank genome assembly. Lineage: Eukaryota; Metazoa; Rotifera; Eurotatoria; Philodinida; Philodinidae.
AUGGAGUUCACACAACUGGGAUCACCGUCCUCACCACGAAGUCGUAUGCAUCAGCAAUAUGUAUUAAUCAACGAUAUUGUUCACAAAGUUGUUCGAAGUCAAGAUAAAACAACAUUGCAUUUAGCAUAUUUACCAAAGUCUUUGAUCUCAACUGCUAUAAAAAAUUACCAGAAUCAUCUAACCGCACCACACUUCGGCAUUUCGAGGACGUGGAUUAGAUUAUUUAAGCCAUUAUCCACAUCAGUCAAUGGUAACAAGUACGUAUUAAUAUUAACAGAUCAUUUAACCAAAUAUGUGGAGACGAAUGCGAUAUCACAACCUCCAGCACAAGACGCAACAAAAUUCGUAGUGGAACAAGUGAUUCUUCGUCAUGGCACGUCAACAUGCAUAUUAACAGAUCGGGGCACACAUUUUACAGCAGAAUUAUUUCAAAUAUUACAUUCAGCUGCUGAAUUAGAACCAGCGGUAUUAUUAUAUGGACGAAAACCAACAUGCCUAUUUCAACAAUGUUAUGGAUCAAUCACGAUACCCAAAACAUUGGAUUAUGCUGUACAGGCUGAUAGGUAUUUGAAACAAGCUCGACAAGAUGCACAAACAAAUAAUAUAAUAUGUACGACAACGACAAUAUCAUAA